This is a messenger RNA of Lytechinus variegatus (green sea urchin), 6218 nucleotides long. RefSeq lists its product as uncharacterized. The record is from RefSeq and is a predicted model, not a curated record. NCBI's taxonomy places the organism in Eukaryota, Metazoa, Echinodermata, Echinoidea, Temnopleuroida, Toxopneustidae. Bases 195 to 3914 code for a protein of 1239 amino acids. The transcript is spliced from 28 exons.
AUUGGAGGAUUUUUUGCGGAGCCACGGAAACGAACGACGCGCUCUAAAUCUAGUAAGACCGAAUCAUCGAAUGUCAGACUCAGAGAGAGGCGAAGUUAAUUUAUUUGGCAUAGUUUAGAUCUUCAUACUGUAGCAUGAUGUAGCAUUGACUGAAGAACGUCUGUGCCUUUAACAACUCAACACACAACUUUAUAAUGUCAAGCAACCCUUCUCGUGCUCCUACCAGGGCCCAGUCUGGACCUAGAGAUGGAGCUACUAGCACAAGACCACCAAGUAUGGCUUCACGGUCGAGACAGUCUAGUCUUCAUCGUGGUCAAAGUUUCAGGGGUAUCAAAAAGGCUCAUUAUCGGCCGAUGGUCACCGUAGCGCCACGCCGUUCUGAAAGCAGGAGCACGAGAGCGUCAACUGCUGAGCCUCGUGGACCCAGCCAAAGAGACACACUUCAUCAAGAUCAGCUGAGUACUAUUGAUGAAGACCGAUCAGACUCCAAUUCAAUCAUCACAGCAUUGACCAGUGACAUUCCGAAGCCUCGCUACACCUACAACCCUCCUGUAGAUAACAUGGCAGCCAGUGAGAUGAACAUCGUUACCCAGUAUCUAGAUGAUGCCUUUGUCAACGCUCACAUGCUCUCUCUCUGCCAAGGUCUACUUACAAACCCAAACCUACCUUACAACCCUUACCCGGCGUUCCUCCUCCGGCUGAGACACCUUGCUGAAGCAUUCCACAUGCACAGAGAGACACCAGAGUCCAUUGCUGCAAUUCUCACCAACCCCUUACAGAAGACGAGUACACCAGUGAUAUGGGGGGUCAAAGGCCACACCAAUGUCUGGGGUUUAAAGGAUAUUGUCCAUGCUGUGGACCCAAAGGUCAUCAGUGAUUACUCCUGGUUGCUGACUACUGUUCCUCCUCCUCAGAUUGCUGAGGUUGAAAACAGCAAUGUGAAGGGUGAUAUAUUACUAGCUCUUACUGGUCCUGCAAUCUUCAGUGGUACAUUCUAUCCUGACCCACCUACCAUUGACUUCAAUCUUGAGUUUAUGAUGUAUGGCACCAGGCUCGAUAUGGCCUUGAAGGUAUUCACCAAGACCUUGAGGGAUGAUGUCAAGAGAAUGACCUCUAGCAAAUCUCCACAUUGCUUUCUUGGUAUUGUGACAGCUGGUGAUGGCAAACCAACACUUUGGGAUAAGAAGAGAGUUGAAUUGGAGAAAGAUGCAUUCUUUGCUGCUGUGGAAGAAGCUGUCAAGAAGCGCAAUCCUCCAAUCAUGAAGGUUAUCUUUUCAUUGACUGAAGAUGGAAGAGGGUACAAAAAGGGCUCUAAGAAAUACGUCUUUCACUUUAUUGAGACUGACAAGGAUACAGGAGUUGAGCAAUUCAGCAGUUUUGCAGAACACCCUUACGAGACGCUCUUCUCAUCAAUCUUCCUGCGUAAAGCAGAUGCCGAGGCCUAUGUUGCAGGGUUCAAACGGUACAACGACCCAACGGGACGGGCGACCACAAGGGCAACAACAACAAAAGAGGGCCAUAGUAGAGGCGAGACCAGGAACCAGUCUUUCACUAGGAGAGGAAGAAAAGAGGAACAGACACAGAAGCAGCCCACCUUGACAACUAUGGCAGAGGGUAUCAAAGAGCCUGUGAGGAAUGCUUGGGAGAGGGAUCUAGCGAAGUUGAAUAUUCUAAAAGGAGACGCGUGUGCUAUCAUCAAUAUCCUACUCUUUAUUGUUCUCAUGGAUAGAAAUAAAUACAAGACAGAGGAGUUCGUUGACAUCUAUCGGUUCCUACGGAGCACUGCUAGUCAGUUCCAUGUGGCAUGCUCUAUGAAUGCAGUACUUCGCCUGUAUGUACGCCAAAAGGAGAGCCAUAGUCAGGAGAUUGGUACUAAGCUUUUCAUGCAGUAUAAGAAGAAUCUCCUAGGAGUAUUGGAUCCAUCAUUACAUGAACGAAGUUCAGAUCAAGCUGCAGCAUAUGAUUUCCUCAAGCUGAAACUGGACAGAAUGACCAGAGUACAGAGAGAUGACAAAGGAUCAAGGGUUGUAAUCCUUCCGAUGGAAAUCCAGACUGCAGUUCAGUUGGUGGAGCUAGACCUCAGCUGUUUGGCUCUUCAACUUGGUUUAAAUGAAGAUGGCCUGGCCUAUCUCAAGCACCUCAAUAUCAAGAAAUUGCUCAGUGAUUACAGAGAGAAAUACCCUGACAGCGUGCCUUGCAUACAGAUCCGGGACAAGAGCAUUCCAGAGGCUAACAACAAAAAGAAGGGAGCAAAGGUUGUACCUCGUAAGCCAGCAGUCAUUCUCAAGCAUGGGGUAGAGGCUAACUCCAUCAGCCAACAGAGGAAUUUAUAUGUGAAUGUGGAGUGGUCGGUUCAGUCCAGUAUGCAUCCCGUUGUCAUGGCAACUGAAGGAGUGCUGAUGCAGUAUCUGAUAGAUGUACGGAUGGAUCAAGUUUGGAGAGGUUAUCUCAUGGAUCUGAUCAACGGAGAUCAUCUACCACCGAAUCCUUACCCAAGACUAAUCACUAAACUCAGACAGGCAGCAUUCAAAAUGGAACUAUGGAGAGAAGCAGAUGCUAAACUGCAAGCCAGACUGGUACAUCGUCAGUCAAGACUUGUAGAUCGCUCCAAUUAUGUUUUUACCAUGGAGGAGUGUGGUGGGUUUGGAUUGUCUUCUGCUCUGUCGGCCGUCAUGCCCCAGAGCUUCAAGAAGAUUUCAGUUCUUGCUAACCUGAUGGCCAACCAAGAUGUGGUCAGCCACAAAGGACAGUAUCAGUUGACCAGUGGUCAAGCGAUAAGUGGUCACUCCCCUCUGUAUGGCCGUGUGAUGCCCUAUCUUCCCUAUCUAGAGCUUCAUGAGCAUUAUUACAUCAGAGGACCCAUCAACGGGGACAAAGGAGCCAUUGAACUCUUCGCAAAACUAGUAUAUGACCAUGUGGCAGACCUAUGCAGCACUGAAAAGUACGUCAUCAUGGGACUGUUUGUAGAUCAUAGACCAGUCCUGGACCAAGACCAGUUAGAGGAAGACCAAACUGGUGCUGAAAAAGUCCUCAUUGAUGCUACAUCUCGGAGAAAGCCAAUAUAUGUGAAGCUAUACUAUGCUGUGGGAUGGCGAUAUGUUGAGGUUCAUAAGUACUACAUGAUGCACUACAACUACAUAGACCAUGCUGAAGAUAAACAUCAAGCUUACUUCCCAAACAAUCCAGUCGAUCUGUACCAGAAUGUCUUCUUAUCUCAAGACGAGGCGGUAAAUCACUACCAGCAGAGCGGGGUAUCAACGUUGGGGAAUCCCCUGAGUGCAUCCAAUACGGCUGCUGUCAACCACUCCAUUGAUGAAUCUAUCAAGACAUCCUUGAAGCAACAGAACCUGAUGGAGGUUCACAUGUUACUACUGACCAAGGCACUCAUUAACAAGAAUGCAGACUAUCUUUGUGAUACAUGGAGGAUGUUACAUAGUGUAGCAUUUCAACUGGAGUACAUCAUCGCUCUCAUCCAAUCGCUCAAAGAUAUCAUCCGCUAUGUCAGGCAACACCCCAAUGCUGUUGAAACUGCAGCGUAUCUGGAAGAGAUUGCUGCUGCCAAGGCUAAGGCCAAGAAAGGAACCACUGUGCCUGUUAAAACAUUUGCUGUUCGAGAAUCCACCGUAGGGUAUAUGGUGACUGCAUUCUGUGAGAAGGUAGAGGCAGUGUUGAGUGAACCAUGUAGCUUGGUUCCCCUCUAUCUCCCAAAGGUGGUCGGUGACAAGCUGAAAGAGAUCGUGGAGAGGCAUCCUCAGACUCAAGAACUAUCCCUCAUCAUUGAGAAACAGACGAGUGUCCGCCUGAAUGAGAUACAGAACCUACUACUGCCCGUGAAGGCUGCAAUAGAGACAGAUAUCCACACAGCAUGCAGCAAGGUUCAAGAAGUACUUCAAAGUAUCAAGAUGGAUAGCUAGCACCACUACCAGAAUAGCAAUCCCUGUGAACAAAAAAUCUUAAUGAAAUACUCCUAUUUUUUUGGCUGAGUUCAGAAAAUUCCUGAAUGAAUGGAUUUAAAAAAUAUACUUUCUAGAAUGUCACUUUACAAGUUUAUUUCACUGGACUGGCUAUAUAAAAACAGGUAAUUGAAUAUCAAAUUAUUUUGAUGUGGAUAGCACUGCAUGGUUAAACCCCUGGACAUAUUUCAAAAUCGUUGACCCAUAAUCUUCAAUAUUUUCAUAUAUUUCCUAAGCCUAUUUAUAGUGAUUGAUAAUUCUAGAUGGUAAUCUAGGAUGUGGAAUUGUCUUUCCUAGUUCAUAUGCUCUUACGAAUCCACCUGAAGAUAAAACAUUUUUCAGAUUACAUGUAAUACAACUCAUCAUUAUAUUCAUCUUUCCACAUUUAGAAUCAUGAGUAGACAUUGUGGCCCGUCUUCUUAAGUCAGUUUAACUUAUACCAUUGACUAACUCUGUGAUAAAAUUAUAGGAAGCCCAAAACAUCACAUUUUGUUAACUUUUGUAUUCUUUUCAUAUUUACCAUGCUCUUUCCUAAUUAUUUAAUAGUGAAGACAAAUAAUUGGUAUACCCUUUCAAGACCGUCACCGUAAAUAAUAUUUUGAGUGUCAACAAAUGUUUUAAAUUGAACCUUUAAUGUUAGAAAUUCUAUGCCACAAUUAGCUAUCUAUAGGUAAAUCACAAGUUUUCAAUAGUCCAGAGUUUGAAUUAAAUCCCACUUCAGAGAACUGGCCUAUGUGGUAAUCUUUUAAUCACAUCAGUGCCUUAAAUUUUGUACAUGUAUGUACACAAACUUAUUGUUACCAAUUUCUGAAUUGAGUCUAGAUUGGAUUAAGUACCCUGUUGAUUCUGUUAUUAAUUCAUUUAUUAUUAAUUAUUUUUUUAUCAACAGAAGAAACCUUUGCGAAUUCAACUAAACAUGAAACAUCGAGACUGUAUUUUCCUUGUCAUGCUCUUGCAGACAUCUUGUUUUAAUUUUCUAUGUUACAUAUCUACAUGUAUACCAUUGAUACAAGUUUAUAUACUACAGAAUAAGAAAACAUAAACAAGAAAACAUGUACAAAACAUAAUGACAUACUCCAUAAUCAUAUGAGAACAAAUUAUAAAAUCCAAACAAACCAUAUAUGAUACAGGUCACAUUACAACAAUGAUUUAAAGACUGCAUUUAUGUUACCUUCUGAGUGUCUCUCACAUUGAAAGGUAAUGCUAUUUUACUAUUGUAAGUUGCAAAAAAUAUUGAUUUUAACAAUUGAUGCAACUGGAAUGAAUUUUUAAACCCUUUAAUAUGUAUAUAAAAAUAGUACUUAAUAUACUCUUUAUAUUAUUUAUCCUUCUGUUGUGCAAUAUUUGAUGUGCCAUACUGUAUUCUCUAUACACAUCAUCAAUUAAUUUUGUGAACACCUACAUGUUUAACACUCCUUUCAUUAAACUCAAGUAAUCAGAUCAGAAUACACACAGCAAUGUGUUCAUUACUUCCGAAAUAGGUCAAACUAUUUUUUUCACGAGUGCAAAAUGAAAAUUGUACUAUUCAUGGUAACGGCUAUUGAUGCAGAACACGAAAAACUGAAGUCCAAUCUGAUUACACGGGAACUGAACUAGACCGCAGUGUCCGCACAAUUUGAGAAUCCCAUUUAUUAGUUCCAAGACGAGAUUGAGUGUGCCUAUAGUUCAGACUGUUCUGGUCCUCUCCUUCAUUAAAUCACUUUACGAGAAUAGUUUGCCUCCAGUCCAGCCCUUGGAAUGAAUGGAAGGGGUAUUCAUUCAUAAAACAUUCCAUUUGUACAAUGCUCAUAGAGUAGCAAAUCGAUCUAUUGAUUUUUCAUGUACAUAAUAGUUAUCUAUUUGUGUCACAUUGCUGUAGACAAGUGUAAAUAAUAAAUAUUUUGGUACAGUUUCUAUAAUCUUCUUGAUCUGUACUGUUUCUUUCAUUUAAAAAGAUUAUGAUCUUUGAUGCGGAGGCAUGCGAUAUGAUAAGUCUGAUAUAAAAGAGGUGUACAAUAUUGGUCUGAUAGGAACUGUGUGUUUAGGUAUGGAGAAAGAAAGUAAAUAAAGAUACAUUUGUGCUCAAAAGUUGGUGAGCCCCCACCACAAAAUGCACUCCUUUAUGCUGAGUGGUGAAUGUAGACAACACUACAAUGUUUGGCAAGUCCAGAGGGAAAGAAAACUUCAUUGAAUGCAGUAUUUUAUCACCUGGCUUCACAUUAAAUCUAUAAAGCAUGGCAGAAGUUGAACACUUUAAAGGACAAGUCCAUCCCAACAAAAAGUUAA